AUGCCGGCAAUCAGCAUCCACAUGGCCGUCCAUGCCCAGUCGUCCCACACGAGUGCAUGCGCCACUCACGCGCAUGUUGACGGCGACGGUGCCGAGCGCCAGCGGUUCCUUGUUCUUUGCGACGGGCAGGCGCGGCGGCGCCGUGGCGACGGCGCCGAGGGCGGCGGCGAGGAGAUGGUCGAGGGCAUAGGAGGUGAGGCGGGCGCCCGUCGAGGCGCCGCCGCCGCUGCCGGGGCCGGCGCCGCGGACGGAGGGCGCGGGUGCCAUGAUGCGCUGGCCCGUGUGAGGAGCAGCAGGCGCGGAGGAGGGAGCGCGCUGCGUGAGCAAGGCGCGGGCGAGGAGGAGGCGAGGGGAGGAGGAGGCGCGGGCGAGGAUGUGGAGGCGAAGGAGGCGGGGGGCGCGCGCGGCGGGCGCACGCUGCGCUGCGCUGCGCUGAGGCUGAGCCCGCCUUCGCCCGCCUCGCAGCCGGCUGGAGGCGCUCGAGUGCGCCUGAUCUCCUUCACCCCUUCUCUCCUGCGCCUUCUCUCCUUCACCCCCACCCCGCCCGCUCCUCCUCACGCCGUCUGCGCGUCUCAGCAUCGCGGGGCAGCGCGCGGCUCCUUCCUCCGCACCAUGCCCACGCUGCGCAUCCACUGUCCGCACUCCUCUGCGCUGCCUGCCUUUGCCACCCUCUCGCUCCACGCGCCCGCGCAUCUCUACUUCUGCGACGACUGCGCGGCGCUGCGCUGUGUCCUCUGUCUCACGCCCUCGGCGCCCGCCUACUACUGUCCCGCCUGUCUCUUCGACUUUCCCUCUUCCGCCGUCGUGCGCGAGCGCGGCGGCGGCGGCGGCGAGGCGUACGCCAGCUCCAGUGCCGCGGCCGCCUCCUCCUCCUCCAGCACGGCAGGCGCAGCAGCAGCAGAGAGCAAUGGCGCCUGCUCGCGCUCCUGCCUGGCGUGCCCCGUGUGCGCAAGCGCGCCGCUCACCGUGGCGCCGUCGGACCUCGCGCCGGGCGCAGGCGCGGCAGAUCUGCUGAGCGUCGAGGCCUCGCGCGGCGCGCCGCCGUACCUGCUCAAGUGCGAAGCGUGCAAGUGGCAGUCGAGGCGCAGCGACAGGCGCAGCGGAGGCAAGGUGCAAGGCGUGUAUGAGCGAAGUGCCGGCGUGGUAGCUCAAGCUCGUCAAGCGAGCGCCUCCUCGAGCUACUUCUCCGCCUUGCUCACUCACUAUGCCUCCGAGCUGCUGCCUCCUCGUCUUGCCUCCUCGGCCUCCUCGGCCUCCUCCUCCACGCGUCCCUCGCACGCCAAGGCGCGUGCCGCCGCGGCGCUGGCCUCGUCGCGCCUGCUCGCAGACGUGCCCGGCCUGCAGCACCAUCGCGACUUUCGCCGCAGCGACGUGCUGGCCAAAGUCGCCAGUGGCGCGCGGCAGAGGAGAAAGGAAGAGGGCGCCGAGUUUGAAUGGAGGGGAAACAGGGGCGAAGGGGGAGAGAUGCAGAGGAGAAUGGAGGGCAAGGAGAAUGAAAACCUCCAACCGCGCCCUGUACCUCUGCGCGCAAAGCUCACUCAUCGCUGUCCUCAAUGCUCCAACAUGCUGCUGCGGCCCGAAGCCAAGACUUCCUCUCGGCGCUUCAAGCUGCGCCACAUGGCCGCCUCUACGCUGCCCGACAUCUUUCUCGCGCUUGCCGGCGGCGCUGCGGCAGUGGGAGGAGGAGGCGCCAGUGCAGGGGCGGCAUCAACGAGACGCAGCCGGCUGGCUACUGGCUCUGGCGCGUCCGGCUUUCUCGCUCCGCCGCCGUCGUCGGGCGCUCAGGGCGCGACGGAGGAAGACCUUCUCCUGCCUGCGCGCAGAUACGUCUACGACGUGACGUUUACGAAUCCUUUAGGCGACGCCAUGAGCGUCAAAGUCACCCUUUUGCUUUCUCCCUCAAGCUCGUCCUCCUCUUCCACCACUCGCGGCGAAGAGUCUUCGACUGCAGCUCCUCGCGCGACGCCGGCUUCGGGCGCGCCUGCCUCUCCUCCUCGAGGUGCCUCAACUACCUCGUCUCCACCUCGUCUGACCUCGUCGUCGCCACGCAAGUCCUAUCUCGCAGCAUCGGCGCCGUACGAGCUCUCCCUCUCGGCAGCAAGCUUCAUGAUUGGGCCCAAGGACGACAUGGGCAUCUUGCAGGAAGGCGACGAGGCGCUCUUUGCGACGACGACGAACACAGAGGCAGAGGAUGAUGUCGAGGUGGAGAAUGAGGAGAAGAAGGCAAAAGUGAGGAGAAAGGCGAAUAGUACGACUGUGAGCUUGGAGUGCAAGAUAGGAAGGGAGUUCGCGGGAGACGUCGAGUUCGCGAUGCAAGUGUCGAUCAGCUACAAGUCAAGCGACGAUCUGGAGGCCGACGAGCCUCGCUCCUCUGCUGCUGCCCAUGUCGGAUCUGGAGGCGCCGGAGGAGGAGGAGGAGGAGGAGGAGGAGGAGGAGGAGGAGGAGGAGGAGGAGGGCACGAAGAUGCCGCCGCAGCAUGGCGGGAGAGGGGCGGCAAGACGUUUGAGUUUCAGGCGCACGUCAAGCUCGGAGAGGUACUGCCUCAUCCUCGCGCUGCUGUGGCCUCUUCUUCCUCCGGCGCUGCCACGGCGACGGCAGGCGGAGGCGCCGUCUUUGGCACUGCCACGCCAGAAGGACCUUCGUUGCAGCAGACUCUCAUGGCGCAGCAGCACCACGCCCAAGACUCGGCAAGCACGCAGACGCAGACGCAGACGCAGACGCAGACGCAGAGCUCGAGGAGUAGAAGCGAAGAGUUGGAUCGCAAACGACGCUCCGUCUUUGGCAUGCCUGGCGCCUCUUCUUUCUCGACGCCGACGCCGACGCCGACGCCGACGGCGGGCGCGAGAGUCGCGCAGCCGCAUGCACCGCCGCAGCCGCAGGCGCAGGGGCAGGCGCAAGGUGAAUGACAUCAAGACACCACCGACGACGAUGACGCCGAGGAUUCAGGGAGGCGGAAGAGCGCAGGGAGAUGAGCCGGCGGCGGAGGCGGAGGGGGUUGGACGGGGAAACGUGGCCGUAUCGCAUCGCUGAGGAGUGAGGCGAGGGCGAGCGAGCAAAAGAGGCGGAGGAAGAAAGGCUGGAGAGCCACGACCUUAUGGACGAGAUGACGAGAUGAGCACGAGCCCCUUACAAUGCCACUUCAUUGAUGCCGC
This is a messenger RNA of Tilletiopsis washingtonensis, 3153 nucleotides long. RefSeq lists its product as hypothetical. Bases 1 to 2907 code for a protein of 968 amino acids. NCBI's taxonomy places the organism in Eukaryota, Fungi, Basidiomycota, Exobasidiomycetes, Entylomatales. Gene Ontology annotation, cellular component: dynactin complex. The record is from RefSeq and is a predicted model, not a curated record. The transcript has 6 exons.